CACACUUAACCGGUUUUGUUUUAACUACAUCUAAGGCCAUCUCCACACGGGCUUUCAACCCUAAUAAAAUCACCCUUAGCGAACAUCGCGCAUGCGUCAACCAAAUCAAUAUCUCCCAUUGGCUACCUCAACUCGUAUCCAAAAUGGACGCUAAAAUGUAUUUCAUCCUAUUUUUCUGUUUCUUAAACGUAAAAGCCAAUUUAGAAGGUCCUUUCUUGUUCUUCGGGCCUCAAUCUUUGGACAAAUACAAACGACCAGCGUUGAAGUCUUUGGAUCAAGAUGACCUGAUGAAGGUCUACGGUGAACAGGCUGCUAUUGUGGUUUUCAAUAACCAGGAUUCAGUGCCCCUCUCCAGCGGGUAUUUCCCAAGGUUGAGGAAGAUGCUGGAAGGUCAGACUAUGCUGGUCCUGCCGCAGGACUUCUUGGACGUUCAUCCUGAUUACGUCAGUAAUGAGACUCAGGUAUUAGCCCUCCAGGGGCCGUGGUCGGAGCGAGACGCACAGAUGACGGAAACCUUCGCCCGUCUCCAAGAUAUCUAUGGGCCUGGACGUGUGCUGGGGAUUUUGGGUAACUCUGUAUCGCACAGCCAGUCUUACGAAGAACCUUGGUCGCGGGUGAAGCGUCAAGACGCUGAGAGCUCCAGCCCUUCGCCAACUACAGAAGAAGACAGGCCCACCAAGGCUCUGUCACCUUUCGCACUUUAUAACGCCACUGGUCAGCCUGGCAAAAACGCACUGCUCUAUUCCUCCUCGUGGCCCGAGCUGCGCUGGAAGAACGGCACCACCAUGGUCUUCGACACGCCCGUCGGGGUCGCCACUGUCAAGCCCACCAGACUGUACACCAACCUCGUCGUCAGGUUCGCUGAUGGGGACUCCAGGGACAAGGUGACCCUGGAGUUCAGCUUCAAAGAAGCAGGCGGGUGGUGGACGGCGGUGGGCGUGGACGUGAAGUUUGGCCUGGAGAGCGCCGGGAUCAGUCUCAAGGCACCAGCGCCCCCCGACGCCCCCACUGCGGUGCUGGGGAGGUCGUACCAUUGCUCCGUCGUGGUGUAUACUUCUGAUGAGGCCACGCUUACGCUGCCUGAUGUUCAAAUGCAGCCAUACAUGGACAGCACCCACCAAUUUGACGAUGCGUUUGACUGCGUGGGAUUCACUACAGUACCGAUUUGGUCAGGCUUAAUGGUCUCGUUCAUCAUGCUCAUCGGCUUGGGCAUCUCCGUCUCCAUGAUCAUGGACAUCAAGACCAUGGACCGCUUCGAGAACAGCCGCAGCAAACAGUUGACUAUCACCGUCAAUGAGUGAACCGACAUUUAUUAAAUUGUUGUUUUUGUCAUCGACGUGAAGUGGAUGGAGGGAUGCCAUACAGAAAGCUGAACUAAUUAUAAUAUAGAAGUAAAGUCCCCCUAUUUUCUCUGUCUGUAUGUAUGCGCUAAUCUCGGAAAGUUGUGGCCGAAUUUUGUUCCUGUUUGCAAUGUUGGAAAGAAAGUUUUACGAGGACUGUUUAUAAAUGCAAAUGCUAAAUUAUUUGAUGAUUCAGAUAGUAGACAUUGGAAAUCAUUAUAAGGUUAUGGGUCGUAACGUAUGUACCUUUAUUACGGCAUUUAAAAUCGUGUUACGAUG
Messenger RNA from Amyelois transitella, 1619 nucleotides. RefSeq lists its product as uncharacterized. The transcript is spliced from 7 exons. The coding region runs from base 144 to 1301 and encodes 385 amino acids. Lineage: Eukaryota; Metazoa; Arthropoda; Insecta; Lepidoptera; Pyralidae. The record is from RefSeq and is a predicted model, not a curated record. Gene Ontology annotation, cellular component: proton-transporting V-type ATPase complex.